Hippocampus comes (tiger tail seahorse) is the source of this 1914-nucleotide messenger RNA. RefSeq names its product gap junction protein alpha 4 (gene gja4). The transcript is spliced from 2 exons. NCBI's taxonomy places the organism in Eukaryota, Metazoa, Chordata, Actinopteri, Syngnathiformes, Syngnathidae. The record is from RefSeq and is a predicted model, not a curated record. Gene Ontology annotation, cellular component: connexin complex. Gene Ontology annotation, biological process: cell-cell signaling. Gene Ontology annotation, molecular function: gap junction channel activity. Bases 136 to 1197 code for a protein of 353 amino acids.
CAUGGGAAAAGUUCUCCUCACUUUAUUUUUCCGAUGACACGGAAUCUUUUUAAAGAAGGCAGAAAGGAUUCAGAGGAGCAUUGAAGGAGGUAGCUGGGAGACUGAGACGUUCCACGAGAGAGAAAGGAGCAGAGGAUGUCCAGAGCUGACUGGUCCUUUCUGGAGCACCUGCUGGAGGAGGGCCAGGAGUAUUCGACGGGCAUCGGCCGCGUCUGGCUCACCGUUCUCUUCCUGUUUCGCAUGCUGGUGCUCGGCACAGCGGUCGAGUCCGCCUGGGACGACGAGCAAGCCGACUUCAUAUGUAACACGCGACAACCGGGCUGCACCGCCGUCUGCUACGACAAAGCCUUCCCCAUCUCCCACUUUCGCUAUUUUGUCCUGCAAGUCAUCUUCGUCUCCACGCCGACCAUCUUCUACUUUGGCUACGUGGCGAUUCGGUCGGGGAAGGGAGACGUGGGGAAAGAGGAGAGCAAGCCGGUGGAAGAAGGCGGCGCGAGUCAGACGGAGCCCGUCACAGAGAGGCAGAAAGACGGGAAAGGAAGCGGCGCUGAGCGCAGCCCGCCAGAAGCUCCCAAACUGAAGGGCAAGCUGUUAUGCGCCUACACGUUCAGCAUCCUUCUGAAAGUGCUCCUGGAGGUGGGUUUCAUCCUGGGCCUGUGGUUCCUCUAUGACGGCUUCCUAAUCGAAGCAAAGUUCGAGUGCGUGGGCUUCCCCUGCCCUCACACGGUGGACUGCUUCGUCUCCCGACCCACGGAGAAGACCAUCUUCACCAUCUACACUCAGGCCAUCGCCGCCGUCUCCCUGCUGCUCAACCUGAUCGAGCUCCUCCACCUGCUUCAGCUUGCGAUUUCCCACCGGCUGAAGAGACGGUACCGAGCGCACCGGCCACGGUCUGUGCCAGUCACGGAGGCGGCGGCCCGACCGCAGGCCCGAGAGGAGACACCGGAGCCCUACAACAACGGGAGCCUACCGGUGUCAGUGCCAGGCCAGGCCGCGUGCUACACCAACCCCUGCGAGAGCUUUGGCGAUGUGGCCAUAACGGUCAAGUGGGAACCCGCGGCGGCCGGAAGCGACGUGCUUCCGAGCUAUACGAACUGCAUGGAGGCCGCGAGGACGUCGCGCUCACCCCGGAAGCACUAUGGGCAAAAGGCGAAGAACAACCGCGGGGGGGCUUCAAAACAGAAGCACUAUGUCUGACUGCGACUCGAGGAAAAUUGUUUUCUUUUUCAAACAUGCUUGUUUGCACAUGACGCUGGCGGAAAAGAGCGGCCCGAUUAGAACUGAAAUAACAGACAAGAGUUGCACUGUGAGCCCAUUGCCUCGGAGGCAGCGAGCACGCUUCAAAACAGGGCCUGAUAACGGACCUCAUUUGGAAUACGCUCCCCAAGGCAACCAAAAACUUGACGAUCAUGAGAUACCGAAUAGCUCGAAUAUGUUUGGGCGGGGGGGGGACACACAGUACAAUAUUUUGGAUCAAAAUUCCCCUGAGGUCCACGCUGUCAUCCCCGGAGGCCCUCUCAGCCCGCACGAUGGAAUGUUCUGGUUUCAGCUCUGCUCCCAAGAGCGUCGUGGCUGUGCGGAUGCGUGCAUGCGCACCCGCGCUUGCUUCCCCAUUUCACCCGCUCCCAUUUGGUGACUUGGAUUAGGGGGUCAGGGGGCUACAUACCAGAAGGGGAUCCAAACCGUGGACCUCCGGAGGAUUCUAAAAGGGGUCACUACGAUCCCAAUCGUAUAUCCCCGAGUAUCGAAGCCACCGCUGACUAAGCUUCCUGUUGGAAGAAUGCUUGAAAUGGGUCUGACAGCAAACAAGAUAAGCUAAAGGUGCUACAUACAGAAGGUGAUCAAAUCCAUGCAAUAUGUAUUUAUAUCAAUUGGUUUAUUUAUUGUAUUGAAUGAAAUAAAGUUAUGAUAAAC